Molecule: messenger RNA, 561 nt
Organism: Lactuca saligna
Lineage: Eukaryota; Viridiplantae; Streptophyta; Magnoliopsida; Asterales; Asteraceae
Source: the annotation of a GenBank genome assembly
AUGCCGACAGGUCCUUAUCAAAUGCAGGUAGAACAACAAAUUCAUUAUGCCGAUCCAGUAAAAUAUCAAUACUUAGUUGAUGACGAUUUUAGCACAGAUAAAAAUGAUGUUGAGAUUGGUGCAUAUAACAAUGAGGCUAAUAAUGUUACAUGUAACAAUGAUGAUAAUUAUAGUAUACUCAUGAAUGUUGUUGAUGCUUGUAGCGAGAGGUUUUUAUCUCUUGAACAAGUGUUGCGAGGGGAUUUGGAAGGGGAUCUUCAAUAUCAGGAAGUCCCUCAAGUGGAGACACUAUUAGCUCCAGCCAAAGUUAGCCCUGUUUUGAAGGGCAAUGUCCCUCCUGUCGAAGCGGAGGUUAGGGCUACUUCUCCGGUUAGUGAUCGGGUGUGGCUAGCAGUCAAGUCAUCUCCUGACGUCGGUCUGCUGUUACGGAUUCCACUCUUAAGGAGGAUAUCGGUGGUAGUACUAUUGGUUGGCGUUUACAUCAGAAACGCACCAUCCAUCCUCUGCUCGCUAACUCACCCAUUGUUAUUGGGAUUCUUGAUGGUGACGACCCGCAAGUGA